AUGGCACAGGGGAGGCGAGACGACUUCAGCGCUGAUGCCGUCUACAUCUUCACUCGGUCGCAGCGCCGCCUCGCGAGGGGUGGCUUCAGCACGCCUGCACUACCCUCGGCCCCGAACAAGCUUGUUCGGCGAAGACAGGCCACCGCCACCGAAGUCUCCCUCCAGAAGGGAGAGGGUAAGGAGGGACUGCGUCGUGUGCUCAACGCGGACCAAGCGGCGCUGCUGCAGCAGGAAAUCUGUCUGCUCGAAGACGUUCUGGCCUUCCUGCAGAAGAUCGGAGCUGACCAAGAGGACGUGGAGCUGUUGAAGCAAACGAGGGAGCAACUGGAGGAGUUGUUCCUGCUCGUCGUGGUGGGAGAGUUCAACGCCGGCAAGUCGGCUUUCCUCAACGCUAUGCUCGGCAAGAAGUACCUCAAGGAGGGAGUGAUUCCCACAACGAGCAAGAUCACGUCGAUUCGGCACGGCGAAACGGCGUCGUCUGUGCUUCCGACCGAAGAGCCCGAUCGCGAGGUCAUCUACCUGCCCGUGGACUGGCUCAAGGACCUCAACUUGGUGGACACGCCAGGCACCAACGCCAUCCUCAAGUAUCACCAGCAGAUCACCGAGCACUUUGUCCCACGCAGCGACAUGGUUCUGUUUGUCACCAGCUCCGACCGAGCGCUGAGCGAAAGCGAACACCAAUUCCUGAACAGGAUUCGCCAGUGGAAGAAGAAAGUUUUGGUUGUGCUGCAGAAGGUCGAUUUGUUGGAGGACGAAGCGCAGCUCGAGGAGUUGCGCAGCUUCGUCGCCAAGGGAAUGAGCCAGCUCCUUGGCAUCCAGCCCAAAAUUUUCCCAGUGUCGGCUCGCCUGGCGCUGAAGGCCAAGCAGCUGAUGGCCAAAGAGAACGCGUCGGCUGAGGUGAGGGAGAAGGCAGAGGCUGCAGCGCUCUGGGAGAAGUCCCGCUGGGCCGAGCUGGAGACCUACAUUCUCAAAUCGCUCGACGCCGGCGAGAGGUCUAAGCUGAAGCUCAAGAAUCCCCUCGGCAUCGCCCACAACCUUUUGAACAAGUACAAGGAUGUGACCGAGAGCAGACUGCAGGUCCUGGCCAAGGACAUCACCAGCAUCGAACACAUUGAGGAACAGCUCGAGGAGUACCGAAAGGAAAUGAAGAGGGACUACGAGUUCCAGCAGAACCGAAUCGACAACGUGCUGCUCGAACUGGCCAAUCGAGGCGACGCCUUCUUCGACGAGCACCUCUCCCUCUCCAACAUCUUUGCGUUGGCUCGGUCUGAGAAGCUUCGUGGCGAGUUCGAGCGCACCGUCGUUGCUGAAACGGCCAUCCAGAUCGAACGGAGCGUGAGCGACCUGAUCGACUGGACAGUGGACAAGAACAGCAAACAAUGGCGCAGAGUUGUGGACUACGCCCUCGAGCGAGCUGCGCACCACGCGCAAAGCGAAGGCCUCAUUGGCAAGGUCGAAUCCGAGUUCGAUUACAACAGGGCCAAGCUCCUCGAUACCAUGGGCGCAGGGGUCCGUAACGUAGUAGCGUCCUAUGACAAGACCGAAGAGGCCCGCCAGCUCGCCAACGAAGUGCAAACUGCGAUCUACUCGACGGCUGCGAUAGAAGUAACGGCUCUGGGUGUCGGCUCCCUCGUGGUCGCCUCACUUCUCGACUUUACUGUCAAGCGGAUCUUCAACGAGAAAAUCGCAGGGCUGCGGGUGAACAUGAGGGGCGUCAUGCAUGCGCACUUCGAUAGGGAGCUCGCCGACAACAUACGCAAGAUCCAGGGUUCCGUGUCUCCGUACACUCUCUACGUCAAGACUGAGAAGGAGAAGUUGACCAAGACGAAGACAAGGAUUGAGGACACGAUGAAGCGAGUCUCGAACAGCAUACACUCAAUCGAUCUGGCCUUCCAGGGCGAGUCCGCCGAGGCCCCCGAAGAGGACCUCCAGUAG
Molecule: messenger RNA, 1935 nt
Organism: Acanthamoeba castellanii str. Neff
Lineage: Eukaryota; Discosea; Longamoebia; Acanthamoebidae
Product: dynamin domain containing protein
Exons: 20
Coding region: 1-1935 (644 amino acids)
Source: RefSeq, a predicted model, not a curated record